GUAUCCUCUUGGAAAUUCUGGAAGACGUGCUGGUGCACGUCUUGCCACGGAGCGACUACUGGCGACGAAGGCUGUCGCCGUACUACGAGCAACAGCCUCUCCUUCAUCCCAAGCAGCUCCUGCUCAUGGAUCACCAGGGGAGCAAUUACAAAGCAGCGCCCUUGGCCCUCCAUGGACAGCGCUCCUUGGAUUUGCCGGAGGUCUUCGCACUCAUGUGGCCGAGCUCUUUGUUCACCUAUGUCUUGAUGACACUGCUGCUAGGAGCUGGCUACAUACACGGCGUGUGCGAAAUGCCCAUCCCGAAAGACUUGCGAGUUGUUGAUGCACUUAUUUGGGAAACUCCUCUAAGGUGCGCCUAG
Messenger RNA from Symbiodinium sp. CCMP2456, 359 nucleotides. Lineage: Eukaryota; Dinophyceae; Suessiales; Symbiodiniaceae. The record is from the annotation of a GenBank genome assembly.